Molecule: messenger RNA, 3192 nt
Organism: Vitrella brassicaformis
Lineage: Eukaryota; Vitrellaceae
Source: the annotation of a GenBank genome assembly
CUAGCCGAUCCUCUUAGCUAGCCGAUUGCCGGUGUGUUUGUGUGUGGUUUGAUCUAGUAGCCGAAAAACGUACGUGUGUGUUUGUUUCGUUUUAUACUCACCGAUGCAUCAAUCCAUCAAUCAAUUGCAAUCGACUGCCACUUUCCUUGUCUGGCAAUGUCUGCAUAGAUUGCCACAUUCACACUGGUCAUGCGACCUCCUGUCAGUGAUUCUCGGCGCCUCAUACUCACACGCAUUGUGGGUAUGAGGGAGGGACAAUGAGUGUAAUGACUCAAUCCGAUCGAUUGAAACCAUCACGAUCCAUAAGUCAUCACAAAUGUUGGCACACAUCACAUCACAUGUCAUGAUGCGCCCGGUUGUCUCAUGACACUCCUCCUGACAAGGACAAUCCUCGUGGCUACCUGAAUACGAUCACAAAGUGAGCCAGCCUGACACACACAUACACUACGAUCACAUGAGUGAGGCUUGUAUGUGUUGUGAGCCUGACUGCCUGUAUGUCUAUCUGUGUGUAAGCGUCCCCGCCGCCUUUUUGUCACGAUGACAGGCUCCUCACAUGCAAAGACAAAGACAGAGAAUCCAUUUGGGCGAGAAGGUGACACUAUGACACGGUGCUGACAGACAGACACACCAUCCAUCCAUCCAUCCAUCUACACGCCACGGUGCCCGUGUUAUUGUCAGGCUCACCUUUGAGAGAAGCCAACCCUUCCGUGCACGGCGGCGAGUCGAUAGCCCUACACAACACAGAAACAUCAACCGACACCAAGGAUGGAUAAAUGGAUGGGUGGGUGGUGUGUCUGUUGUGUAUCAGAACCAACUUGUGGUGUGUGAGGACAAGCCGCUGUAUCUCGCCAUCCGCCCCCUCCGGGCGUGCGAGUCAUUGAUCCUGCAGGCCACCUUCUCAUUCAGCACGACGACCAUACAGCAGGCCGCCCACCAGGGAGAGCCGGGUGUGGGUGGUGGUGUCUUGAGGGGUUGCUGGCUGUGCUCGAAUGGAUGCCAUCUGUCAAUUAUCUCUCCUCGGGAGGGAGGGACCGAUUUCUCGCUGGAGGGCGGAUCUAAGGAAUCCGUUAAGCGGAGGUUGUCGAGGGCAUCACGGUGACUCUUCUGAGCCUCACAUUGCCCAUUGAUUUGAUCUCAUUUCGCCUCCCCGGGGCGAUCUCGCAUCUGCGUGAAACUGUCACUUGUCCUAACUCGCGAUCUUGGCUUCGCACCCUGUCGGUCCUCUAUUGAAGUUUGAUCAGUGCACCCACCCGGUACUUAUUGGGGAAACAUUAGGCGACCCCCCAAAUCCAACUACACCGGGAGCCAGCUGCGGAGGCCUCACCCGCGAGACCCCAUGCUUCGGUGAGGGAAAGCCUUGGUGCUGACGAAGCUUGCCCGACAACCAAGAGGAUGAGGGGAUGAAUGCGCCGUCGACGUCGACGACAGGACGAAGUGAAGCAAGGGUGCGGAUGACAAAGAUCUGACUCAUCAUCGCGGCGCGGUGAGCUGAACUCCAAGACAAGCCGAUGGGGAUUAGACGUGGACGUUCCGGGAGAAAAUAACGUGAAGGGAGCAGCCGAUUGCAAGCUUAGCUCGCGGACGAAGGCGACGGAAAGGAGAAGGGGGAACGAUAGACGUUCGUGUGUUGCGGCUAAAUUGCGUUUGUCUCACGGCAUGCAUCAUUCAUUUGUCCCCAUAAUUUGUUGUCUGCUCGUGUGGUAGAUGGAAGGGAUACAAUUGCUGUCCGUCGAGUGCAUGAUCAUGCAUGUGCGACCACUCUGCCGGUCUGCGCGUCGACGGGCCCGCUCAUACGAGGCAAAAGAGGCCUGCAGACAUGCAGACAUUCAAAGACAACCACAUGCAUCGAUGGACAGACACUUCUUGCCUCCGCGUGUCUCACUGACUUGGUCGGAGCAAGUUUGGGCAGUGCGGUCACUGCAGAUGCCGCCGUCUCAGCCUCUGUCGGCCACUGACACACACACACAGAGACACAAAGGUAUGCACGGCACAUGAAGACAGACAACUCAUCUGUGUGUGUGAAUAUUGACCUCGAGGCGACAUUUGGCAGCGAAGAUGGCUUUGGUCUCGUCGUCAAACAUCGAGAAAUCUGCGACAGGUCACAAGCUGUGUUGUGCCUGUAGAUCAGUUGGCUGACUGACUGACUGACUGACUGUCAGUGACUGACCCAUUGCCGGCGGACAGAUGCCUCUGUAAUUUGACGGAGCGAUGCAGAGAGUCCCUCCCACGUUGGUCCAUGUUUGGGGGCAGGUGGCCUCCCAAUCGCGGCGGGGGGACGACACGCACGACCACUCUGCUCGACUGCACGAACACAGACACAGACGAUGCGCUGCUCUCGUCUCGAUAUGUGUGUACGUGUUUGCUUUCACCAUUUCCAUGCGAACGUCUCUUUGUCGAUUGGUGUGGCGGCGGUGAGGUCGGUGGCGCGACAGAAGCCGUCAUAGCUGUCCGGCGGAGAACACACACCGUCGUCAUCCGUCCACUGCAAUGGACACGUGGGCGAGUAAUCUGCAAGGUAGGACGGACAGACAGACAGACAGACAGACCGUCAGUGUAUCAUGAGUGGGUGCGGUGUGAGUGACAGAGACAUUGACCGACCUCGGCUGCACUGUCCGAUGAACCAGUACUUGUUGAGGAGCUGGGCGGCGAGUUGCUGUGCGCGUGAGUCGGCCUCCUCCUUGACGAGCUCCUCUGUGCGCUGCGAGCGGGCAUACGACACACCCUGAUUAAUGACCAUAUGACCACACGCACAGACGCGGAGACAUGUCACUCAUCGAUCAUCUGUGUUCGACUCUCUCUCUCUCUCUGUGUGCGAGUGUACGUCUUGUGCGAGUGUUGCGAGCUCGUGUGCGCUGGGUCCUGUCAAUUGGAGGCCGUUCAGCCCACCCACAGGCACCUUUGGCAUCGGAAUGGGCGAGAUGAGUCCGAGGAUCUUGGGGAAGCCGCUGAUGAUCUUCAUCGCUUUCCCAAAGCCCUCUGGUGCUGCUGGCGGGGCCUGCCCCACAGACACUGACUCGAAGCGCAUAGCGGUCGGCAGCUUUGCAGCAUGGUGAGCACUGCAAACACAGAGAGAGACACACACCCAGUGAGAUACAGAGGUGGAAUGAGACACGUGUGUGUGUGUCUCAUUUACCACAGCCGCGCGGUGGCCGGCCACACUAGUGACAGGGCGACCAACACGACGGUGUGCAU